AAUUAAAUCUUUAACUAAGAUAAACGGUUACAAACUAAGAAUUUUACUGUUUAUUUAUCUUAACUCGAUCAUUUUCUGGCAGUGCGGAAUAAAUCUAAAUGAUACACAUAGAUCCGACCCAAUUUCAAUGCUAAUUCAUUUUCACUCUCAAUUCUAUUUCCUGUAAUAGCUCGGUAUCAAUAAAUUAGAAAAAAAGAACACUAUUAUUUUAUAAUGGUUGAGGUUCGAUGGUGGAUUAUAAUAGUUGGUUGAGGUUCGAUGUGCGGAUAUUCGUCUAGAACAGGAAAUAAUGGCUUUGGUGUGCCUCAUUCAGAAGGAAGGAGGAAGAUGAAUAGCAGACAUGAAGUAUGUAAGGAUGAAGUGCCCUGUGCGACUCAGGAUCAUAUUGCGCGGUUCCACAGCUACAUGCAUGGUGGUACGUCCAGCUUGCUAUCCACCGUAACAACAUUAGUCACAUUUCCUGUUUACAAGACCGUAUUCCGCCAGCAGAUACACAGCACCCUCGUUCGUGAGGCCAUUGCUCAGCUUUAUAGGGAAGGUCCAUGGAAGCUCUACAGAGGGGUGGUGCCUCCGCUGCUGGUGAAGACGCUGCAGGGGACACUGUUGUUCGGCCUCCAAGACACGUUCAUGCACCAGCUCUCAGAUGUGCAUUUCAUCCCCCCACUCCUCUUGCCAGCUUUUGCAGGCCUUGGUGUAGGUAUGGUGGAGGCCCUGGUCUUCACGCCCUUUGAGCGGGUACAGAACGUGAUGCAGAACUCCAGCAAUGACUGCAAUCUGCCCACACUCCGGAGUGUGCUGUCACGGUUUCGUUCUGAGAGCCUGUCAUCCGGGUUCUACAGGGGCCUGAUGCCCACGAUGAUCCGCAACGCAAUUGGUAGCAGCCUCUACUUCGGGCUGAAGGAUCCAGUGCAGAGCAUGCUCUGGCAGCAAGGUCUUUCACCAGGUGCAUCGUCCUUUAUGUCAGGUGUUCUCAACUCCAUGAUCAUCAGUUUGCCCCUGUACCCACUCUCAGUUCUGGUGGCCAACAUACAGGCCCAGGUUGUUGGAGGGCCGCGUGGGGCGUGGCAGUCUGGUGUCAUGCUGUGGAACUCUCGGCAGCGCAGCGUCGCCCUCUUGUACCGUGGUGGUUCCCUGGUUAUCUUUCGGUCCUGCCUUACCUGGGGCAUUACAACAGCCAUCUACGACAGCCUAGAAAGGCAUACUUUCAAAGCUAACAAUUCCAAGUAAAGUCUGCUCACACCAUGUAUGACUCUCGUCUCUGUUGCUUCAGGUAUGACAAUCUGCCAAUCUCUCAAUGGUUUGAAAAGACUUGUUUUUAAGUUAGACUGGUAAUUCAAAAGGCAAUACACGUUUCAGUAUUUUAAAAGUUUGUUAUAUGUGUUUCUUAUUUUAUUUAAUUCCUCAAUCCAUGCCAUUACCACUGCUAGGAGUAUAUGUAAAAACAUGGCAGAGCAGAAAGAAGUAGAGUGUAGUUUCACUGUGAUUUUGGACCAGUUAUGAAAUUUCUGAUUACAAUUUCAAAUGUGCAUUCUGCAUUAUGAAUUUCUUUUUAAAGAACUAUCCUUAUUGUGGUGUAAAUGUUUUUUUGUAUAUGUAUUUGCCAUUCGGUGCCUUAUGUUUACUGUCUUAUUAUUUUGUUGCUAUGUGUUACUUUAGUAUUAUUGUUUUCUUAAGAAAAAAAAUGGGUAAUACCGGACACCUUUUACAUAUCAGAAGAAUGUCUGGAAAUCUGAAAAAAAAAAAUGCCCUGUUUACUGUUAUUCCCUAUAUUAUCACCAGAGGGCAGUGUUAGCGCAAGUUAUUUAUUUAUUUAUUUAACUAUUCUCUCGUGUUUUGAUUUUUGAUACUUGUUCAUUUUUAAUUUUUUAUAGAAACUGUGCACUUUGUACAAAAUUAUUUGAAUUGAAGUUGCAUAGGCCUACCUACUGGCGGCACAGGAAUUCUUGUAGUAAAUUAUAUGCAUAUUUGGAAUAUAUAGUAACACACAGCCUGAAUGUGUUAAACUUCUUGCCAUGUUAUAUUUCCUGAAAAAUAAAAUAAAUUUUUCCUGUAUUGACUAAAUAUGGAGUGGAUAAUUUAUUUACAGUUUUAAGACAUAGGAUAAACGUAGCGCUUUAAACACAAGGCAAGUUUAGAGG
Paramormyrops kingsleyae is the source of this 2138-nucleotide messenger RNA. Its product is annotated as solute carrier family 25 member 53. Lineage: Eukaryota; Metazoa; Chordata; Actinopteri; Osteoglossiformes; Mormyridae. Gene Ontology annotation, molecular function: NAD transmembrane transporter activity. The record is from RefSeq and is a predicted model, not a curated record. Gene Ontology annotation, cellular component: mitochondrion.